GUGGAAGCGGGAACAGGUUGCUUGUGAGAGCCGAGUUCACACCCCAUUACCUGGAGCCAUUAACACGACCAAUCACAUCCGACCGACAGGGGAAGGAGGGACGGGGAAACACGCUGGCAGUCCAAUCCUAUCGAGACCCGCAAUUCACUCUACACCUGAAUCGCUGCAACGAGACUGGGUUGUAAAGUUUGUGUGUGAAAGAGAGAGAGGAAAACAAAACAAAACAAAAUCUCAGCAGAACCCGUUUUACCGCCGUGCGGAGCGGAGACGCUGGCUGUUCGGGUUCCGCCGCACAUUGGCCCAACUAGAAAGUCCAGUUGGACCGACCGAGGAGAGUGAGAUUGAGACUGUGUGACAGGGGUGGGGGGGGGAAAGAGAAGAAGAUGACACAAGAACACGACAAUAAGAGAGCAGUUUUAGUGCUACAGAAUGAGCCACUUUAUCCCCAGCGCCGUUCCUACACCAGUGAAGAUGAAGCAUGGAAAUCCUUUCUGGAAAACCCCUUGACUGCUGCCACUAAGGCUAUGAUGAGCAUCAAUGGAGACGAUGAUAGUGCUGCAGCUUUGGGUUUACUAUAUGAUUAUUACAAGGUUCCCAGGGAGAAGAGGACAAUACCACCUGAGAGAAGUUCUAAUACUGACUCGGAACACAACAAAAGAUUGCUCACACCCAUGCAUCCCCCUCGUGUUAAAAGGGGAGUACGAUCUGGCAUGCUGCCUCCUUCACAGCCAACAUCAAUGCUGCUUUAUGAUCGUCCAGAAGGAGGCACAAUUCAGACAGGGAACUCCAUGCCAUCUGCAACAGAUCAGCCAGUUAUUUCCACAGUAGACAGCCGAGUGCAACAGCUGAGAGUUUUGCCGGUCAAUUUGGUGUUGCCCAGCCACUCCAUUGGACACGACAAAGUGAAUCAGUUUACAGCACCAGACACCACUGUCACGGUCUCUGUUACAACAGUACCACCCCAUUCCAUCAAAACAGAAUCCCACCCUAAUAACUUCUCGGUGGGAAUACCUCCAGCAACGUACUGUGGUGAGCCUCCCGAGCGCAUUGUCAUCUAUGACCGAAAUAUGCACACUGACCACUUCACGUCAACUGCACCGUCUUCACAAAGGAGGACCCCUGACACCACCUUCACAGAGACGUUCAAGGAAGGCUCUCAAGAGCAGGUAUUUGGCUUUCCUACUGAUCUCCAUAUUCGAAUGCCUGCUUUAGAUUCAGGGGAGUAUUCAUUUGAUAGAAUGAGUACAUUUGAGUAUGUAUUGGAAGCCUCCAAGUCCCUUAAACAGAAGACAGGUGAUGGAACCAUGACAUACUUGAAUAAAGGACAGUUUUAUCCCAUCACACUCAAAGAAGUGAGUGCCAACAAAGAAAUCCAUCAUCCAGUCAGUAAAGUCAGAAGUGUGAUAAUGGUUGUUUUUGGCGAUGAUAAAAUCCGAGAUGAGCAACUCAGGCACUGGAAAUACUGGCACUCCCGGCAGCAUACUGCAAAACAGCGCUGCAUCGACAUUGCUGAUUACAAAGAAAGUUUCAACACAAUUAGUAACAUUGAAGAAAUUGCCUACAAUGCCAUCUCCUUUACGUGGGACAUCAGUGAUGAAGCUAAGAUUUUCGUCUCAGUCAACUGUCUCAGCACAGAUUUCUCAUCUCAGAAAGGAGUCAAAGGGCUACCAUUGAACAUCCAGAUUGAUACGUACAGUUACAAUACACGAAGCAACAAGCCUGUCCACAGGGCACAAUGCCAGAUUAAAGUCUUCUGUGAUAAGGGUGCUGAACGAAAGAUACGUGAUGAGGAACGUAAGCAAUCCCGUAAAAAGUCCAAAUCCAAUGAUGGUAGUUCCCAUAUGAAUACCUUCCAUGAUGCAAAGAUACCCUUGCUCCCCAACCACAAGCAGAUGGAGUCCACUGUCUUCAAAUCCAUUGCCGAUCUCGUCACUCAGCCAGUUCUCUUCAUUCCUGACAUCCAGCAACGUACUGUGCUUGGCUUCCCUUCUGGAGCAGAUGAACUAGAAGGUGAAGGAUCAGGGAUAAAAAGACUGCCAUACUCGCCAGAUGAAGACUUUGGAUCGCCCAAUAAGAUUCUCAGGAUAGAAGAACCAAAGAAAGUUUUGCUUUAUGUCAGGAAGGAAUGUGAAGAGGUGUUUGAUGCCUUAAUGUUGAAAGCUCCUUCUCUGAAAGGCCUAAUGGAGGCAAUUUCAGAAAAAUAUGAAGUACCCCUUGAGAAAAUCGCAAAAGUCUACAAAAAGUGCAAGAAGGGCAUCUUAGUGAAUAUGGAUGAUAACAUUGUGAAGCACUACUCUAAUGAAGACACAUUCCAACUAAAUAUCGAAGAAAUUGCGGGAUCCUACAAGCUCACUCUUGCUGAGAUAUGAAGAGAAUCGACUGGUGGCUCAUUCAGUCCUAAGCAAUUAUUGACUGAGCUAAUGCCACACAUACGAUGUGAGAGCAAAGGAAUGAAAAAAAAGUGUGAAUUUAUAAUAUAAGUACACUCUACGUAAGUCACUAUGAACCUCCAAAGUGAAAGUGCAUACUAUACUAGCAAUAUGCUAUACUAUACUAGAUAUAAGAGCACAGCAGUUAGUUAUUAUAGCUGUGUGGCAGCAGUACUGAGGUACAAUUCCCAGGUGCUCCCUGUGGGGUUUGCACUGGUUGCCUCCCACAUCCCAAAGGCGUGCUGGUAGACUAGUUGGCUACUGUCAAUUGCCACUAGUGUAGGUGAGUGGCAGGAGAAAUGGGGAGAGUUAUGGGCCUCUGAGAGAUGUAGGUUACGAGGAAAUAAGUAGGAAACUGCACUGAUGGGAAUGCUCUGAGACCUAACAUACACUCGAUCGGCCAGACUGCCUACUUCUAUUUUGUUAUGGAAUAAACACUUAAUAAGAUAACAACAAAAGUUAUCAGUUAAUUGCUCCAUAGCCAUGAUCCACACACUUCGUCCAAUAGAUUAUCUGAUUUUUUUUUUCAUUCCUUUAGCCUCCCUAGGACUGUGACAUCAGUGUUGAUUUAAACACAUUGAGAACAGUAUACAUAAAAGAUAUCAACACACUGUAACCAAAGAAAAAUGGCAAUAAAAAGGCUCUUGUUAGUUGUGUACAUAUUAUGUAUAGAUUAUAAAGUGCAUAGCAGUGUCUUUCAAAGCUGAGUGCAGCCUGGGGUUCAGAUAAUAGCUGAUCUUUUUGGUGUGUUGCAGCCUUGUAAUAGACAGCCCAUUAAUUGUGUGUCCUAUAUUUUUAUUAUGGAAGUUAAAUAAGGUUUUGUCUCAAUUCACAUCAUGUCUUAAUUUCAUAUUUCAGAAAUUUACCUUACUUUUUGAAAACUUAAAAACUGCAGGAAUUAACAUUUGAGACAGAGCACUUGAAGAUCCUUUAUUAUAUUUUCACAGUAAUUGCAGUAAAACUCCUUUGUAAAGGUGCUGAACUGCCUUAACUACAGGAGAAUGCAGUGAAUGGCAAAGAAGCCAUAGAAAUAAAGCCAUCUUUGUGUGUGUGUGUGUGUGUGUGUGUGUGUGUGUGUGUGUGUGCGCGCGCGUGUGUUAAGUGCAAUAUAUUAUCACAGAACUAUAUAAGUUUGGACUAUCCUUUAUCAUAGUAAUUUGCAAAACAACAGGUUUACUAAGAAUGAGGGUCUGGGUCUUUAAGUUUUACAAAUGAAUUGUAAUGUUUGAAUUUUAUUUAAACAAAACAACUGCAUUUCUAAAUGUUUACGAUGGAACAAUGCUUUUCUUUCAGAAAAACAGUUAAAGGCAAGUUUAAAACUGUUUUUGGGUUUCCUGGGAAUUUAUAAAGGGUUAUUAAAAAUGCAGUGUUCUUUUCCAGUAAUCUGACAAUUUGAGGCCAGGUUUGCACUUCUUUUGAAACAAGUAGUUAGCUGAGAUGAUGCACUCAUUUCUAACAGUGAUUAUCUGUAAACAGGUCCCUGCGAUCAUAAGUAAAAAUUUAUUCCAGUACAACCCAUAAAUUGUUUUACCGCCAUUGAAUUGUAUCAAGAACUCCUUAUUGUUCUUGUUAAAUGAAGUGUGCACUGAACAGUUACUUUGUACGUUAACCUACGGCAGACAAUUUGAUUUUAAAUUUCGUAACAAUAUAUUCAAUAAUAAUCAGUACUUUCAAAACUUGCCAAUAUAUCUUUAAGGCUGUGCUGCCCACAUUACUGGAGUAACUGCACAUCUGACCCUCUCUACUGAGAUGUCCAAAUAUCUGCCUGUUUACAAGGUGCUGAUGAAGUGCAGACUUAUCAGCUUCCGUUUUAAUUUAGUACUGGUUGUUUUGUUUUCUUUGAAAACCUAAGGCAGGGUCCACCCUGAUGUUUCAGGGUGGAAUUGAGGGAACUGACUAAGGGGCUGCUGGUCUGUGCAAUGCAUCAUUGUGUAAAUUGUGACUUGCAUCGAGGAAGUUCACCCCUAGCCUUGAUGGAUGCUGUGGCAUCACAUGAGAUUCCUUGCUUUAAAUUUCAAUGGCACCGGCUAUUCCACCUGGGGCAUAUUUUGGAUGAUUGGACACUGAAAAGGUCACAUACUCUGCCACAGGGUUACCCCUGUCUAAAUGGAUAAGAGAAUUGUUUUCAAUGGUCUCACCCUGUGGGGGCUAGAGCCGAGAUCCAUCCAAGUGUGUCCCAUGGCCGACACCUGAGCAUUGAGACAUUGCAGAUGAUGCAUCCAGUGCCGAUGUGCUCAAAGGAAGUCCUGGCACUUAGAGUCCACACUUUGCCAUUUCUACACUCACUGACCUUGCAAAGGUUGGGCAGAGACUUCACCUUAAAGGCUCCAUAAAAGUGCCAAUGUAAAUCCAGGGCCUGGGGUGUUGGCUUUAUUUCUGGCCCUUGCAACAAUCACUCGUUAUGGUUAUUAUGUAAGUGAGCCAGCAGGGAUAAACAAACAAUCUGCUGGAAGAACUCAGCGGGUUGUGCAGCAUCUGUGGGAGGAAAGGAAUUGUUGACGUUUUGGGUCGAAACAUCGUCAAUUCCUUUCCUCCCACAGAUGCUGCUCGACCUACUGAGCUCUUCCAGCAGAUUGUUUAUUGCUGCAGAUUCCAGGGUCUGCAGUCCCUUGUGUCUCUGGCCAGCAGCAACGGAGCUUUUCAGGCUACCUUGUCUACUCUGAGUCAGUGGAUCUUUCCCAAUGUGGGGCAAACAGUUGGACUCUGCCACUGUAGAUAAGGAAUAGGAGAAAUAUCAGCCAGAUACCUCCCUGCUAGAAAAACACAAAUGAACAUUGGUUUGGGAAGGCUGUAUUCAACCACAAUGGUUCCAGUGGUUGAAUUUGUACUGUGAUUCAUUGCAUGCUCUUGCAAGAAGAAUGGCUACUGAUUAAAGUAGCAGACACAGAUACCUUUAGCAAUGGGGCUACAUCCAAUAUUACCCUUUGGGAAGAAGAGAACAUUGGAUAGAAAAAGAAUAUUUGCUGAAAAAUUAACAUAUUAUCAUUCUACAGACCCUUUAAUAGAACAAAUGUGGAACGAUGGUGAUAAUGCAAAAAGUUAACGAUGUUCUGCUUCAAAGCUCUUCAUUCGUAAAUCAGCAAGUUAUUCUUCAAAAAACUUUAUGUUUUCAACCACAGAAUUGAGAAAUACUUUAAUAGAGAAAUCCCAACUUGCAAGUAUUUUUGUCAUCACUAUGUAGCAGAGAAUUAAAAAGACAUAAUUUUCAAAGUAUAAAUCAAACAAAAGGAUGAAAAGGCUUAAGUUAAAUUCACUCUUUGUUAAACAUAUUUUUCACUUACUAUGCCUGAUAAAUGAGGCCCUGGCCUUUAAUAGCCAAGGAAAAGAACUAUUGCAGGUUUGUACAGUUACAUAGGGAAGAACUCACAUCUAUGUAUGUAUAUUUUUGGUAAGAGGUCGUACUACAGUUAAAUAUCAUUAACAUAUUCCAGAUAAUUAUAAUCUAGUUUGUUUCAGAAUAAGAUGGAACAGGGCUUUUUGCAGCUACUUUUAUUGUACCACUGAAAAUGUUUCACUGAUUUUGUUUUGAUGUGCAUUCAAACCUUAUUGUAUACCAAAGGGAAUAAAUUUUAUAUGGACAUUU
Messenger RNA from Pristis pectinata (smalltooth sawfish), 6012 nucleotides. RefSeq names its product grainyhead-like transcription factor 1 (gene grhl1). Gene Ontology annotation, biological process: regulation of transcription by RNA polymerase II. The transcript is spliced from 17 exons. NCBI's taxonomy places the organism in Eukaryota, Metazoa, Chordata, Chondrichthyes, Rhinopristiformes, Pristidae. Bases 384 to 2369 code for a protein of 661 amino acids. Gene Ontology annotation, cellular component: nucleus. The record is from RefSeq and is a predicted model, not a curated record. Gene Ontology annotation, molecular function: RNA polymerase II cis-regulatory region sequence-specific DNA binding; DNA-binding transcription activator activity, RNA polymerase II-specific.